Messenger RNA from Papilio polytes (common Mormon), 1729 nucleotides. It is a transcript of the gene mei-218, whose product is annotated as MCM domain-containing protein 2-like. The coding region runs from base 11 to 1729 and encodes 572 amino acids. NCBI's taxonomy places the organism in Eukaryota, Metazoa, Arthropoda, Insecta, Lepidoptera, Papilionidae. The transcript has a single exon. The record is from RefSeq and is a predicted model, not a curated record.
UCUGUCGAAAAUGAGCAGCAACGUGGAACUGCAAUAUAAAUUAUUGCUAUACCUGGACAAAAGGCGUGUUUUAACUGAAAUGGCUAACAGCUGUGAGUCGUUCUUAGACCAAUGUGUUGACAAAACCACGAACAAAUUUCCUCCGCUGCGGCAUCUACUUGAAAUCGACGUCAUGGACUUGUACAACGAUUUUCCCGAGCUUGGGGACUUUUUAAUACAAAAACCUUUGCAAUUUCAACAUAUUUGCAACAAGAUAUUAUUUGCUUGCAUCAAUUCUAUUGAUAGUGAAAAUAAUAACAUUCAACUAAUGCAAGUAGCAACAAUUCUUAGACUCAAAUGUAUACCACAGGUAUUAUCUAAUGAGAAGAAACCAUAUUAUGAAGGAAUUAUGCUCCGAAAAGGUUUACUGCUUGAUAUUUCAAAACCCAAUUCUUACGUCUUCCAUACAGUUUGGUCAUGUCCUGAAGGAUGUGAGGGAAACGAAGUCAUUCUACAAUUCAUACCAAAAACACCACCAAAAUGUUACGUCUGUCGAAGCGUUCUGUUUGAAAACAGUGGCUUACGAAGAUGCGGUGAAAAAGUAAAUGCCACUUUCCUAUCGAAUGAACUUUUGCCUAGAAAAUAUAACAUUGUUGACGAUUUAAUAUCGAAAUUGAACAUAGGAAAUACGUACAAUAUUCACGUUGUGGUUUUGAAGAGCAUAAAAAUUGUCUGGUCAGUGGAAGAAAGCGUUACUUUGCCUGCACCAAUGACUUAUCCAAUUCCGGAAGAUAUUGUACAGUUGUUUGAAACGUGUGAAGGUGUCCCUUGGAAGUUUAUUUACUGCCUCGCUUGCUUGAUAGGUGUCCGUGUGUGUCCAUUACAUUGUUACAUGCACGUUAAAAUCAAUUUAUUGCUCAGUUUAGUCAGCGUUAAAGCUAAUUUAUUAAUAGGGUCUUCUAUAAUUAAUAUUUUAGUCACAGGUCACGAAACUAAAUAUGUAUCGGAGAUAAUAACUGCAGCUAUAAAGUUUGCUAAUAGGUCGGUGUAUUUAGGUACGAAUUCUGACGUCCAGUUAUCAAUGAUCGGUGGAUCCGGUGGAAUUUGCAUUCUACCUUUAUCUCUGUAUCGAUCUAAUCAGAAACAAUUAGCGUUUAUUCUUAAAACUUUAGAAACCGGUGUUAUUAGUAUGGAUAAUAGUGAAAUUAAAUCAAAAUGCGCCGUCUGGGGUUUAUCUAAUGAUUCUAAGACACCUUUUAAUAAUUUAUCGAGUGUAUUCGAUAUUGUUUGUCGAAAUUACGGUCAAGACUUCGAUGACGUAGCAGAAUUUAUGCUUAAAGGUGCUUUAGAACGAGAGAAAAUAACUGAAAACGAGGUUAAAGCUUUGAAUGAUCUUAUGGUUUAUAUUAAUUUAAUUGCUGGAAUUAAUGUAAGUUUAGACAAAUCUGCAGAAAGUCUAUUAAAGAGUUACUUUCUAUCUGCGAGAAGGGAGAGUACUAAAGUAGCAACAAUCGGGAGUAUAGGUGCUUUGGUAACAGUCUCUCUAACUUCGGCCAGACUUUGUCGUAGAUCUGUGGCGACAAUCGAUGACGCAUUAUUUGCUAUAUGGUUGCAUGUUUGUGGAAGUCCUCAUCCUAGAUUUGCACCAGAAGAAUAUCUUCAAACACCACCAAGUAUACACGAAUUAGAGGAAAAUAUGACUAAAUUUAAAGACUGGCUAGAACAAUUCACAGGAAUUAAUUUUACUUAA